Molecule: messenger RNA, 1196 nt
Organism: Elaeis guineensis (African oil palm)
Lineage: Eukaryota; Viridiplantae; Streptophyta; Magnoliopsida; Arecales; Arecaceae
Product: small COPII coat GTPase SAR1A
Biological process (GO): intracellular protein transport
Molecular function (GO): GTP binding; GTPase activity
Source: RefSeq, a predicted model, not a curated record
CACCUCCCCCUCCCUCCCCACCGUAAAUACCCGAAAGCCCUCGAAACGGACACGUAAUCUUUCCCUCCCAGCCUCCCUCUCUCUCCCUCCCCCUCGUUUUCCACGUCUCGGUUUCAAGGGGUUUUCUUCCUCUCUUUAUUACGUUAGGGUUUCCGGGGUUUGAUCCGAUUUUCGGAAAUCAGAUCGGGGGUAAGGGUCGGGAAGGGUGCUGAUCGCCGGAUCCGAUCUGCUCCUGCCGGAUUCCGGCGAGAUUUGGACCGAUCCGAUCACGUCGGGGGCGAAUUCUCUCCACUAGCUAUGUUUCUCGUAGAUUGGUUCUACGGCGUGCUCGCCUCGCUGGGGCUCUGGCAGAAGGAGGCGAAGAUCUUAUUCCUCGGGCUCGAUAAUUCCGGGAAGACCACGCUGCUUCAUAUGCUCAAAGAUGAGAGAUUGGUCCAGCACCAGCCGACGCAGUACCCUACGUCGGAGGAGCUGAGCAUCGGGAAGAUCAAGUUCAAGGCGUUCGAUUUGGGAGGUCAUCAGAUCGCCCGCCGUGUAUGGAAGGAUUACUAUGCCAAGGUGGAUGCGGUGGUGUACCUAGUGGAUGCCUUUGAUAAGGAGAGGUUUGCAGAGUCGAAAAAGGAGCUGGAUGCACUUCUUUCGGAUGAUGCCCUGGCAAAUGUCCCAUUCCUCGUUCUCGGGAACAAGAUUGAUAUCCCGUAUGCUGCAUCCGAGGAUGAGCUGCGCUACCACCUGGGCCUGAGCAAUUUCACGACGGGAAAGGGCAAGGUUAACCUUGGCGACUCCAAUGUCCGCCCUCUCGAGGUCUUCAUGUGCAGUAUUGUGAGGAAGAUGGGUUAUGGUGAAGGCUUCAAGUGGCUCUCCCAGUACAUCAAAUAGUGUUGCAGUGCUUUCGGUACCUUUAAAUGCCAAGGGAUGGAACUUGCAGCUUUGCCCCCGUUGAUCCUCCUUAAUGAGAAUGGCGAUCGAAACUCUUUUUUGUUCUCUCUAUUAAAUGGUGUGUCGAUGCUUAUAUUUUUAAUGGAUCCUGGGAACGGCACAAAGUGGGAAUCCAGUGUGAAAAUCUGGUAAGAGUCCAGGUGCACUUUAGUCUGCACAUGCGUUUUUCCAUUUUUUUUUUUUCCCGACUCUACCAUAUUUUUUCCAUAUGUUUUCAUAGCAAGCAAGAUUAACGGUUCGCUGUCAUGUUGAUUUUA